Messenger RNA from Chaetura pelagica (chimney swift), 1748 nucleotides. RefSeq names its product zinc finger protein 345-like. The transcript is spliced from 3 exons. Lineage: Eukaryota; Metazoa; Chordata; Aves; Apodiformes; Apodidae. The record is from RefSeq and is a predicted model, not a curated record. The annotation marks the transcript as partial.
CCGAGGAGAUCGCCAUCAGCUGGCCAAGGAUCACGGCCUUCGCCGAGUCCCACCGGAGGAGGGGCCUGGGGGCUGACGAGGGGUUGUUGAGCGAGAACGAGGAGGAGGAUCCACCCCCGGGGGAGCUGGAGAAGGUGGACACGGAGGGGACACCGGUGGCCAAGCCCAAAGGGACCAGCCCAACUGGUGCUGAGGGCUCCAAACCCAACGACAGCCCCCCAAAACCAGAGAACCAGCCCAAAAAAGCCCCGGGGAAGCGCCAGGGGAAAUCGAGUCACCGGAACUUCAAGAAAUUCCCACCCCGGGCCCUGUUGGGUCACGGUCGUUGCCACGACUGUGGGAAGACUUUGGCUUUUGGGUCAACCUUCCCCAAACGCCGCCGAGGGCCCGAGAGGCCCCAUAAAUGCCCGGAAUGUGGGAAAUGUUUCCGUCUCAGCUCCACCCUCAUCACCCACCAGCGCCGACACGCCGGGGAGAAGCCCUACAAGUGCCCCGACUGUGGGAAGAGCUUCAGCGUCGGUUCCGCCUUCAUCCAGCACCAACGGGUCCACGGCGGGAGCGGCGCCGCCCCCUGCCAGUGUGGGGUCUGUGGGAAGAGCUUCCCAGUCACUUCCAGUUUGGUGAAGCACCAAAAACUCCACCUGGAAGAGAAACCCUACAAGUGCGGGGACUGCGGGAAAGGCUUCAACUGGAAUUCCCACCUGGAGCGGCACCGGAGGAUCCACACGGGCGAGAAACCCUACGCCUGCCCGGAGUGCGGGAAGAGCUUCAGCUGGAGUUCCCACCUCGACCGGCACCGCCGGAUCCACAUGGGGGAAAAGCCUUUUCGCUGCGGCGACUGCGGGAAGAGCUUCUCCCAGAGUUCCCACUUGGAGAGGCACCAACGCGUCCACGCCGGCUCCGAGCAACCUUGUCAAUGCACCGACUGUGGGAAGAGCUUCUUGGCCUCCACCAAACGCCGGCGGCUCUUGGGCGGUGCUGGAGAACGAGCUUGUAAAUGCACCGAGUGUGGGAAAAGCUUCUUUUGGGCAUCUCGACCUCGACCGGCGCCGGAAAGGACCCACAAGUGCAGCGAGUGCGGGAAGAGCUUCACGGAGAACGUCAAGCACCAGGGGACACAGACUGGGGAGAAGCCCUACACCUGCCCUGAGUGUGGGAAGAGCUUCGGCCAGAACUCGGCCCUGGUCAAGCACCGGCGGAUGCACACGGGGGAGAAGCCCUACAAGUGUGGGGACUGCGGGAAGAGCUUCGGCGUCCGCUCCAACCUCAUCAAGCACCAACGGACCCACCUUGGGGAGAAGCCCUACAAGUGCCCGGACUGCGGGAAGGGCUUCAUCCAGAAAUCCGACCUGACCAAGCACCGCCGGAUGCACACGGGGGAGAAGCCCUACAAGUGCAACGUCUGCGGGAAGUGCUUCAGCGUCUCCUCCAACCUCAUCAAGCACCAGAGGAUCCACCUCGGGGAGAAGCCCUACCAGUGCUCCGAGUGCGGGAAGAGCUUCAUCCAGCGCUCCGAGCUCACCAUCCACCACCGCGUCCACACCGGCGAGAAGCCCUACAAGUGCCCCGAGUGCGGGAAGUGCUUCAGCCGCAGCUCCCACCUCAACCGCCACCAACGCCCCCACGCCGGGGACCAAGCCAAAGGGGGAGGGGACACAUGGGGAACCCCCCCCCUCAUGGAAAGUGGGAGGAAGAGGAGGGAGGAGGAGGACGAAGCCAAGAACCCCCCAAGGGUCUCAAACCCUUGA